Molecule: messenger RNA, 3793 nt
Organism: Patella vulgata (common limpet)
Lineage: Eukaryota; Metazoa; Mollusca; Gastropoda; Patellidae
Product: WD repeat-containing protein on Y chromosome
Exons: 1
Coding region: 88-3348 (1086 amino acids)
Molecular function (GO): calcium ion binding; protein binding
Source: RefSeq, a predicted model, not a curated record
GUGUGUGGAGUGAAAGAAAGGACAGUUACUGUAAGGCUACGUUAUAAAGAGUACUAUAGGGAUAUUUAUUAUAUAUCUAGGCGCAAAAUGCCGACCAAUCCGUCUGGUGUAGGUACUAAGACCAGUAAGAAAAUACGACCCAGUUCCGCUGCAGCAAAUUUACAGUCUCAUCCCAACUACAACACAGGAUUAUUUGACAAUAUUGGACGCCCGUCUACCACAACAGGACGAGGUGUCGACCUUUCUUUGUUGUCUCAGAGACCGGCCACUCAAGCCAGUGGUCCAAGAAAAGCAUGGAUACCGCGGGCAACCAACAAUGAUGCCUUCAAUCCAGCAGAAGAAAAUAUUCGGCAUCCUAGAAGACUCACGCUGGGUGCUGUUGAUGGAAUUGGCGAAAAGGAUUCCAUCGUUCGUCCAGGACUUCAUCAAGGAACUGUAGAAGGCAAAUUAAAAUCGAAGAUAGAAGAAAAGAUUAAUAUUGACACAUUAGAAGAACUAAAGAAAGCGUUUCUUACUGCUGAUGUUAAUCAAACGGGUUGUUUAGAAUUAGAUGAAUUUAAACAAUUAUUAAAAUGCCAACUUCAUUUAUCUCAGACCAAGUUGCAACAGAUAGAUGCGCUAUUUAUGAAGAUAGAUUGGUCAUCAGAAGGUGCUAUAACGUGGGAUGAAUUUUGUACGUACAUGCAGUUAGAAUAUGCAGAGAAAGAAGAUUCUUAUCUACGUGCCAAAGAGGUGGCCUUUCUGUUACCAGCAAAAAUUGAAAACCUGCCUCACAGAGAUCCAAUAUUACGCAUCACUGACACGCCCGAUGGUACAUUUAUAGCAUGUAGUCAGGAUGGUAUGGUAUCAUUUUGGUCAGCUAAUUGCGAAUUGAAAAGAACAAGAAGUGUAGUGAAUAAUGAACAAAAUAAUCGUCAGAAACCAAAAUGGAUUACAUAUUUUUGCAUUAUGCCACAUUUUAAUAAGCUUAUUGUUGGAACUGGAGAUAGAGAGAUUCAAUUCUUUGAAUUGUCAUCCUUUGAGCCAUAUUGUCAAAUCAGCGGUUUAGAAACAGUACCUUUAAAUUUAGACUACAGUUCAACAGGUCAUGAUGAGUGUUUAAUAUUAUAUGGUGACAGUCAGGGGUGUGUCAAUAUACUAGUUAUCAAAUCAACUGGCGAAUGUCUCAGGACUUGGAAGAAAAUGCCGAAACACGAUGGUUUUAUAGCCAGUAUAAGCCUGGAUAAUGUUGCUAGCAGUCCUAAUGUACAGUUUAUUCGAUGGCAGGUACAUGGUGACUGGGUACAGCAGUUGAAAUAUUACCAUGAUAUAGGUCAAGUGAUUUCGUGUUCCAAUAAUGCUAACACGGCUUUAGUUAUAGGAUGCACUAGCGGCAGUACCCAUGUUGAACAACAGCUUAAAGAACUGAAGGAUGUUAAUUCCCAGGAAAAAAAUAAACAAAGGUGUUUUUAUGCCUAUAAUAAUACCAAGAAUCGACUAGAGGCCGAUCAAUCAGUAUUCAAGGUGUAUAAAGGUGUUAAAUGUUUUGACUUCUCCAAAAGCAAGAACAUCAUAGUGACUGGAGGAAUGGAUAGAAUUAUUAGAAUGUGGAAUCCCUAUGUGUUUGGUAAACCAACUGGCAUGCUAAGAGGACACAAUGCUCCUAUAUUUUAUUUAUUUAUAGGUGAAGAAGAUAACCGCGUGUAUAGUAUAUCCACCGAUAAAUGUAUUAAAGUGUGGGAUAUACAAGAUCAGAAUUGUUUAGUGACAAUACGACCUAAAAGUCAUAAGAUUCGAGGAGAUAUUCAAGCUAUUCAUUAUUCACAUGUAUCAAAAUCGUUGUCUGUAGCAACUGAUCAAAUGGCAAUGUUACCUUUGCGUAUCAAACCUGUGUUACACGCUGAUAUUGUUAUUACACAUAAAGAACCAAUACCAUGUUGUAAAUAUAAUAGCAGUUUUAAGCAAGUUGUGACAUGUUCAGAAGGAUCAGUUAUAAAACUAUGGGAUUUAGAGACCGGAACGGCAAUAUUUGAAUAUGGCGAGGCACAUGGCGAUGAUGCUAUAACAUGUAUGACAUUUGAUUGUACAGGGAGGCGAUUAAUAACAGGGGGACGAGAUGGAAGAUUGAAAGUCUGGAACUAUAAUAAUGGCCAUUGUCUUAAGGUGUUUCAGAAGGAUAAAGGUAAUGAAGAGAUCUGUGAUGUAACCCAUAUAGAGAUUAAUAGAAAUCGUUACGUGAUAUCUGUUGGUUGGGAUAAAAGAGUUAACAUUUAUUGUGAUAGUCAAUCGGAUAGUAAUAUACAUCAUGUACAACAUCCUUUACCAUACUGGGCUGAUGAUGUGAAAAAUGGACACAAAGAAGAUAUACUGUCGGUUGCACAGUGCAAACCUAAUUUAUUAGCUACAGCUGGUUAUGAUGGUGAAGUUAUUGUAUGGAAUAUGGUAUCUGGUCAUAUAUUCUGUCAUUUAAUACCACCACCACCUAAACAUUAUACAGACCAAUCCUUGGACGGGGAUCUAAAUAUAAAUACAAUAGUAUUCUUACCAACGAGGGCAUAUAAAAAAGAAUCUGCCACUUUAGUUGCAAGUGGUCCUCGAGCAAACAUCCAUUUCUGGAACGUGUUCCAAGGUGGAAAAUUAAUGGCCCAAUUCUCAGGGUCUAAAUUAGGCGGUGCAAUGGUGAGUACUAUGUUAGUCAACCAAAGUAACAGUAAGUUGUAUAGUGGAGAUAGUCUAGGUUUUGUCAAUGUUUGGAAUAUCGAGAAUUACUGUUUAACUGGCAUAGAAUCACAACCACCAGAAUUGUUAUAUUCGUGGAGAGGUCAUGUACAGGGAGUAAAUGGUAUGGAUUUAGUAGAAGAACAGAAUGUAUUAUUAACAGCAUCAGAUGAUUGCACAGUUAGAUUGUGGACACUUGAAGGGCAUUAUAUAGGCACAUUAGGUCAACCUGAUAGCUGGGAUUUGUAUAAUCCCAGUACAUUCCAGCAUCCUAUGGUACCAUAUGAUGUUCUUAUAGAUCCUAUUAGUUUACCAGCUCAUCCUAUAUUAGCAGAGAAAGAAACAACACAUCAAAUUAUACACCAAGACUCCGUGACAGAUGUACAGGAAGAAGGGAAAGAAACAGCACCCAUCAUAUACGGUCGUCAACAAUUCUUUGUUUCCGAUGAAACAAUAGCAAAACAACUGGGAGAUAAAAAGGGAACCGGGAAAAGAUUACGACAUGAAAAAAUGAAACCUGUAAAAAUAGAUAGAGGGGGACCAAGUGAAUACCGAAUGUUAAAAUGUUAUGAUUUAAAAGAUACUCCACCAAUUAACCCACCAUCUUUAAAGGUGAAUAAAGACGAUCCUUUUGAUUUUUACAUAGACUGAGAUAAUAUGAAUAAUCCGGUGGAUAAGUAAUAAGCCUGUGAUUGUUAUACCGUGUUCUUUGUUAACCUAUAUAUAUAUAUAUAUUUCGUGUAUUCUGUGUCUUCUUGCGCCAUUUGUAAUGAACAAAGAUAUCCCAACAGACAAUGUAAUAGUAAUCAAAAAUAUCUGAUUCACAAACGAUAAAAUAAUUUUAAAAAAACAUUCAGAAUGAUUUAGCAGGCGCAAAUGACUUCCGUUUAAUUUGGCCUGUUCAAGUAUUUUACCGAAAUAAAAUAAAACCAAGUACGAACAAUCCAAACCAUAAGACAGAAUUCGAAGUCCUAAAAAACGUUAUAGGCAAAAUAGUGUAUUCAAGAUAUUUGACUAGAAAUUACAAUAUUUUGUUUCUACAAACUGAAUUUAGAUCACUUUAUAUACACUCAUAUUACACGAAUAAAUGCUUUUA